Molecule: messenger RNA, 3730 nt
Organism: Malaya genurostris
Lineage: Eukaryota; Metazoa; Arthropoda; Insecta; Diptera; Culicidae
Product: ankycorbin
Exons: 7
Coding region: 1319-3349 (676 amino acids)
Source: RefSeq, a predicted model, not a curated record
UGCUCACAAUAGAAGCUAUAAUCAAGUUUUCGUAUUUCACUAUCAACAAAAUACUAACGUAAAAGCUCUCGUGGGGAUUUUUACCCCAGGCCAACUUUAAAAGGUCAUAGCUUAGCCGGUUAAGUGAAAUAAAAAUGAUGCACAAGUGUAAAUGAAAUGAUUGAAUUAUCAUAAAGCUUGAUUAUGGUUAUAGUAAACCGUAACCAAAUAACGGAAGUUUGAAGUAGCGCUGGGGUAGAAAUCUACUCCACGAGAGUGUUCUAAGGUUAACUUUCUAUUGAACAUUUUUCGAAGAAUCGCUUGUUUUAAAUAAUAAUGAUUAUAAACAAUUGUUGAACAUGCAUUGAUAACAUUUGCAGUGAUGAGUUUUGACUGCAGGAGCCUGAAUCGAUGCAUCUUGCGCUUAAUCUAACAUUAAUAAUAAUUCGAAACGCUAAUCAAUUUGAGCAGCUGAUAAAUGUGAUGAUUUUCCGCCUCACUUCAGCUCAUUUCGUAACGCUUAGUCAGACUCUUGUUUGAUUACUGACUCUUUGUGUGACUCGUGCCAGCGUUUAUGUAUUUUACUCCCAGCAGGGGAGCCCCAGUCGGUUGCUGGGACGGACAUGAAUUGACAUUGCAGUUACUCUGGGAAGUGACACAACGACUGACUUUGAGUUUAAUGGCAGUUGAAUUCAAUAGAGAUCAAUGUGCGUCCCGAGCUGACGGCACACAGUGCAGUUGAUAAGCCGCCCUCUCAGUAUACAGUGAUGGUAAUCGUAAGACAGGUAGUCUCCGAUAUCUCCGGUUCCGAUAAAAAGUAAGCUUUUUGCUUCAGAAAACGAAGACAAAGUUUGCACUGAUAACCCGUUUGUGGUAUGUGCAUUGUACACACGUCGCUUAUGUCCUCGGCAAAGAUUAGAUAAAAAGCUGGUGGAAAGACUCCAGAUAACAGCGCGUUAGAACGCGAUCUCGAAGCCAUCAUCUAAGCCAUUCAAAUGAUUACAAAACUACGGUGAAUUUCGUCGAAUUAUCAUCCCGCCGCUAAGUGUUGAAAAACGUUUCGCUACCGCGCCAAGGCUGGAGCGCAGCGACAGCGCAGAGUGCAAUUUGAAACAUCAUCGCCGCCGUUCCACGAUCCGAUGAUAGAGAAGAAAAAGUGAAAAAAAAAUUAGACAUAACUGUUAUUGUUUGAAGAAAUAAAUAAACAUAGAGAAUCAGUGUUAUAUUGCGGUUUCAUAAUACCGAGAGUGUGGUUCAAAAAGACGCAAAUCGUUUUAGAUCCACCGACGCUGGUGACGGUGAUCGGAACGGUAGUAGGCACAGUUUAAGUACCAGCAAAAUGUCCUACAAUUAUAGUCCGCGGGGCCGAACCGGCAGCCAGACUUCGAUCAACGAUUAUCCGGAACACUUGAACCCGUUCUAUGAGGACGAUAACCACAAACGGCUCCGGUUCUGGCAGCUGGGAAGUCAUCGUUACAGCAAACCCAAAUCGGAACGUCGUGGCAGUCUGGUCAGCAUCCGAGAUGGACUGAGAGAUAUGUGGGAAUUCAAAACCUUCCGUUUGAAGAAAAAACGAUCAUCAACAUUAGGUAUCAACAAGACCUCGGAAAGCCCUCCACCUCUGCGGCGGGAUGAUCAUGAUUCACAGUACCACACCCUGUGCAAUUCGUCUGCCUAUCGCAGCACAAUUGGCACAGUCGGAUACAGUCAGUCUACCUCCAACACUCCGCUGUUUGAAAGAAAUACACGUUACCGUAGCUCACUGCAAGAUCAAUCAACUGGAAAUGGAAUUGGUUUCCGUAGAAACGAUCGCUAUCGAAGCACAGUUCAAAACGGCUACGCGACUUACGGUGGAGCUUCUAUGAUUACAUCUACACCUAGAUCUCGAUACAGCAAUAAUACCAACGAACGGGGAAUGAGAUCCGGGAUAUCACAGUCUAGUCUCAAAUCUACUAAUCCUUUCGAUGAGGAUGACGAUGUCGGAUCAAUUAGUGAGAGCAACAAUGGCACGCUGCGAACUAGACAGCGAAAGAAACGACGUGCACCGCCGCCUCCAGUGCGAAGAUUUGAUAACACCUCUGUUCAACCAACCGAUGCCGAAACACUAGAAGUUAGGUUGAAGAUUGAAGAAUCACCGCCCCCAGACAACUCUGACGAUAUCAGCAAACUAACCAGCCUUACAGCAGAAAUCGAGUCAUUUGUACGAACAACGUCAAAUAAUGAUGAAGACAAAGUUACCAUAGAAAAGACUCAACCACUCAGUGAUAGCAACAAUAAUAACGUAAAUGAGCUUAAAAUUAUCGAAACUGAAGAAAACCGCACCCAACUAAACGAAACAAAACAAAUCACAAACGCUCAAGUUGACCAAUUGAGGCCUGUUCAACUGAAAACAGAGCCUGCAGGUGAAUUGUCAAGAAAACCAAUCGAGAGUGAGCCUAUUAUUCCGGAACCUGUAGAGCAAAUUUCUUACACGGAGGAGCUCAAAAUUAACGAUGAACAAAGGCAAAUCACUCCUCCGCUGCCUUCGCCUCGAGCCAAAUCCUCGCCGCCUCCAAUCCCUCAAUCCCCUCCGAUGUCGGAGGAAAUAGAUAUAGAAAACGUUGCACUACCCGACACUCCAAUUCCAGCCAGACGUCUGAACAAAAAUCGAAACCAGUCUAAUGUGAACGGGAAAGUUCUACAAAUUACCGAAUCUUCAGAUUCAACAGGAACUACAACAACCGAAGAAGAGGAAAACAUGGAAUCCAAAACAUUCAAGCACGUGAACUACGAGUUCGAAUACAAAGUGAAGCCAAUAAAGACCGAGAUUGAUGAAAAAAUCGGAACUGCCCGUACUAAGAUAAGUGAAUCAGUGGGUGCGGCCAAUGCGGCUCCAAGCGUUUGCACCGAACGUAGAAGGUCAGUUCGCGACAUCAUCGAAUCUAUCAACAAGAGUCAGAGCUUGUUGAAAGUAAAUCAUGAGUCUUCGGGAACACUUUACUCUGCCCAAUCUAAUGACAGUGUAAAUCGGAAUUUGAAAGAGCUAAACGAAAGAGAGCGAGAACUGCAACUUUUGAUAACGGAAAUGGACACACGUUUCAGGGGUCGGUCAUCGGAACCGCCAACCAGAAAGCGUGGGUCUUUUUACGAUAACGUACCGGAAAACGGUGAUGAAAACGCGGAUAACCUGUUGAGCAACUCGGAUAUGCGUGCAAAGAAAAGUCCUACCAAAUCACUUGGUAUGGAUCAGACCGAUGAGAUACAGUUUAAGGAUUGUAUUGAUUGGAACCCGUUACCCAAACCCCGACGAAGUCGUCAUUUUUCUGACCAACCCUCUGGAAACGGUUUGACAGACUUCAAUCAGAAUAAUAGUUUGUAUAAAAAGAGCUAGGACACGUGCAAUACAGGCUCAAGCAACUGAACCGAUCUCAAGGCCGUCAUUUACGAUCAUAUGGGAUUACACGAUAAUGUCUUAUUCGCUUUCGUUAACUGGUUGGUAAUGGAUUCAAAUUCGUACUAUUGACAGCUUUCGGUUCAGCUCAGUUUUUGUUUAGCGUGCAACAAAAGGUGCGAUUGCUAGAAUGAUUCGAAGGAACUGUUAGUUCUUCGGGUAGUAAUAAGCUAUUUAUUCAUACAUCAAAAGUAAAAGUGGCCUUGAAUGUAUCAGAUAUUGUUUUUGUUUUUAUCAAGCUACUUUCGGAGACUAUCAUACUCCAUGUAAAUUUGAAUAUGACGUACACAAUGAAUCAGAAAUAAAAUUGCAUUCAUAUAA